AAAAGAUCCUUAAUAAUGUUAAUCAGCACUUCAGGAAGCACUUAUGCAACUAUAUUAGAUUCUUUUGUGUCGGUCACGUCGCACCACCGGGACCCCGAAAAUAAAAAAAAAAUUAAUAAAAAUGGCGGGAUGGCGUCAAAGUGUCUCAAAAGCGUUCGUCGUACCCCAAAGGUACGUGCUCGGCAUCAUGGGAUUUUUGGCGAUCGUCAACUCGUACACGAUGAGGGUCUCCAUAUCGGUGGCGAUCACGGAAAUGGUUCCGGCCACCAAAAAUGUCGUCACCGACCCCGACAAGUUGUACGAUUGGGACUCGGCCACCCAGGGGUUGAUCCUCAGCGCGUUCUAUUGGGGCUACGCCGGUACCCAACUGCUCGGCGGUUAUUUAUCGGAAAAGUACGGCGGAAAGUACACGUUGGGCCUAGGGCUGCUCGUAUCCGCCCUAUUUACUUUGGUCACCCCCUGGGUACUUUAUGCUACCGGCGGGAGCGCUGCCACCUUGAUUUUCAUGAGGGUGGUAGAAGGAUUGGGUGAGGGUACCACGUAUCCGGCCCUUAAUGCUUUGUUGGCCAGCUGGGUGCCGUCGAACGAACGGGGAAAAAUUGGCGCCCUUAUUUAUGCCGGGAAUCAGAUGGGUACCAUAAUUAGUAACCUGAUAAGCGGCUCAAUAAUCACCUCAACCAAAGACUGGUCCUCGGUGUUUUACUUGUUCGGCGCCACCGGCCUCGUUUGGUACGUCCUUUGGCAGCUGUUGUGCUACUCAGAUCCCGACAGUCAUCCCUUCAUAUCCGACAAGGAGAGGGAGUUCCUGAAAAGGGAAGUGGUGAGUCCGACCAGUUUAAAAAAGAAACACAUCCCCUGGGGGGCCAUUUGCACCAACAUGCCGGUCGUCGCGUUGGUGUUCGCCCAAGUGGGGCACGACUGGGGCUUUUACAUGAUGACCACCGAUCUGCCCAAAUACAUGAAGGGCGUGUUGGGGUAUAACGUGCAAAAAAAUGGGCAAAUGUCAAGCGUCCCUUAUAUUGCCAUGUAUAUCGUCUCUAUGGGGUCGGGCUGGUUGUGCGACUGGAUCAUUAAGAAGAACUACAUUUCAGUUACUAACGCCCGAAAGCUUUUCACCACUAUCGCCUCAGUGGGGCCAGCGAUCUUUCUAGUACUGGCCUCAUAUUCUGGCCAAAAUGGGGCUUUAGCAGUGACCAUGUUCAGCAUAGCGAUGGGGUUCAUGGGCGCCUUUUACUGCGGAAUGAAGAUCAACGCGUUAGAUUUGUCCCCGAAUUACGCCGCCACCGUUAUGGGGAUUGAGAAUACUGCCGGGGCCGUCACUGGUAUUAUCACUCCUUAUUUGGCCGGGGUCUUAACCCCGCAUGAAAGUCUGACGGAGUGGCGGGAAGUGUUCUGGAUCGCCUUCGGCGUAUUCUUCGCGACGAAUAUUUUUUAUUUGAUCUUCGCUAGCGGCGAGGUGCAAGAGUUCAACAGGAACGAGGAGCGUUACAACGACGGGAGCAAGACAGACGGGGGAUGUUAGAGGAAAACCAGCGUUUGCUUAUAAUCUUAUCGUAUAAUUUAUAAAUAAAAUAAUAAAUUCUUUCUUAUCCUAA
Messenger RNA from Anthonomus grandis grandis, 1595 nucleotides. RefSeq names its product sialin-like. The record is from RefSeq and is a predicted model, not a curated record. Lineage: Eukaryota; Metazoa; Arthropoda; Insecta; Coleoptera; Curculionidae. Gene Ontology annotation, biological process: monoatomic anion transport; transmembrane transport. Bases 122 to 1522 code for a protein of 466 amino acids. The transcript has 9 exons. Gene Ontology annotation, molecular function: transmembrane transporter activity.